AAAAAAAAAUGACCGACCCUGUCUCCCCGCCAUCUUCCCCUCCCGCGGAUUCUGUCACCCCUAGCACGACCAACGAGAAGAUUCCCUCUCACCCACCCGUCACCCCCGAGAAUAAACGUCUUUCGCAGGUCGGCGGUAUGUCUUUUGCCGAGAGAAGGAUGAGUCGUCGUCCCUCCACGGCACCCACCCCUAUUGUCGAAGGGGACGGUCUUACUCGAGACGUCGUUCACUCUCUGCCUGGCGACACUCGCAACAACAAUAGAAAAUCCAAGACGCAGGCCGACAUGGCUAAACGCCGCAGCUCUUACUAUGAGGAGGCCUUCCAGGGCGACAGAGAGUCCAAUGUUAUCAAGGACCGCGCCUAUGCGGAGGCCAUCGUGAUGGCAGAGCUCCGCACCAACGUCAUUGUAUGUGCUUUUCUGCGUCACGAGCAGAGGGUUCCCGAUUAACACACCUUGCACAGAUCAAUGACGAGUUCAGUUUUAUCACAGACUUCUCAUAUCAGCUGUCGGUUAGAUACCAGCGGCCAGUAACUUCGAUCGUGGUCAACCUGCAACAUGGGGCAUGCAUGCUCUUUGGAGGUACCUUUGAACCGGCCUACACCAUGUCGAUCCAUGCAUUACCGCUCGAGGUCGGCGUAACCAAGAACAAGAGAAACACGGCCUUGCUCCAGAAGCACCUCCACGAAGCUCUUGGCGUUGCACCCGUCCGUGGAUUCGUCAAGUUCGUCGAAGUCCCGGCAGAGAACAUGGCUGUCAACAGCAAGACCACCGCUUCUCACAUUGCGGAGAUGACUGGCGAGGAGGAAGAGACCAUUGCCGAGCGCCGUGGCCGCAACCGCAAGAGCAUCAGCGGCAAGUCCAUGUCAGCUCUGCGCCACGGCUCCAUUGUCGGAGGCAGGAAGGGCUCUGUCUUUGACUUCAGAAGAGAAUCCGUUGCUCCCCGCAAAGACUCGGUCAUGCCUCCUCCCCAUGAGCUUACUCCUCCGCACAGCGCAACCGAUGCGCCCCCUAUCCCUCCCAUCCCCGAGGUACAUGCCAACAAGACCCCGGCCGCGGUCCCCGAUGAGAAGCUUGAUGCGCCUAUCAAGGAAGUCGAGAAGGCGCCUACCAAUUCCUCAGCAUCUCUCAAGAAGUCCAAGGUGGCAAAGCGCAAGAGCAGCUUCGUCACUGCGCUGUUCUCUCGCUCCCCUAGGAACACGCCCGCGCCUAUGCCUACCGUUGCAUCGUAAACGGUGAUCCUUCUAUCUCCCAACUGAAGUCUCUCUUUCUCUUUGUUUUGUAUUGUGCUCUUUAUCGGGUCUGGAGCAGUGGUCAAAUUGGAACUGAUGACGUCAAGGAACAGAGCAUUGCAUCGAUAAAAAGGGAGACGGAGUUCUGCAUUACAGCCCGCUCGGGCAUGCUGGAGUCAUAGUCUUGGAAUUCUAUCAUUUGUAAUCGCACCUGUGUCUAAUAGUAGGAGUUUAAUGGUUGAGAGGCAGACUGAUCUGUAUUCGUCUCAAUCAAUCUCAUACAUGCCAAAACUAGGCAUUCACUAAUUAUAUCAACCUUAUCA
Messenger RNA from Colletotrichum godetiae, 1554 nucleotides. Its product is annotated as Tautomerase/MIF superfamily. Bases 410 to 1231 code for a protein of 273 amino acids. The transcript is spliced from 2 exons. Gene Ontology annotation, molecular function: phenylpyruvate tautomerase activity. The record is from RefSeq and is a predicted model, not a curated record. NCBI's taxonomy places the organism in Eukaryota, Fungi, Ascomycota, Sordariomycetes, Glomerellales, Glomerellaceae.